UGUUAGGAGAACGUCAACAUCCCUAGCGUCUAUAACUUUUUUAUUAUAGUCGAACGAGCCAAUUUUUCAUGUCUGCCUUUUAGGUGAGUGGCCGCAGAACAGUGAAAUCGACGGAAACUGAUGCCCAAAGAAAUGGCGAAGACAGUGGGCUAGAUUUGGGCCAAAUCGCAUCGAUCGAUCGGGGCGGGGAGGUCGAAAAAAACAAACACUCUCGUCAGCGGCGAGCGCCAUUUUUUGUGUCGAUUCUCUUGAAAGAGACAACGCAGUUUCAUAUUGCAUCCUGAUCCUGUUCCAGAUCCAACUCCAUUCGACGGAGGCGGAUACGGAUGUGGAAACGGUAUAUCCGAAGGCGGCAUCAAACAUGGAAGAAAUGUGUAAACCGCCGGCAGUUUCUUCAUCAGAGGAAUCCAAACAGCAACCGCAGCAGUCUCAUCACUCCCAGCAAUCACAACAACCAACUGUUUCCAAUGGCAAGGGCGUUCAUUUCAAGCUUCUGCCUAGCAUCCAUCAGGCGGAGCCGGAGGAGGAACUCCUCGGCUCGGUUACCAUGCACAAUUGCCCCGGAACGCGGGCCAGUGCAAGGGUCAUCCAAAAAAUGAAACAGGAUCAGACACGACCGAUGACACCGCCACCCAGCGAACGGGAGCUGUCCAAAAAGGAGGAGAAGGCCGCCCAGAAGACACCGUCCCAGCUGAAGACCGGCAACGGCAAGACCACAUGGACGAACAUCGAAAGAAACUGCUUCUUUGAUGCUUUGAACGAAUUUGGGAAGGAUUUCGAGGCGGUGGCCAAUUGCAUCAAUGCCAAGCUGAAGCGUCGCAAUGCCAACAGCGACUACAGCUUCAAGACCAAGGAUCAUGUUCGCCAGCACUACUAUCAGACCUAUCACAAGAUCUGCAAGUAUGUGCGCUACUCGGAAGAAUUAAAAAAGCCCGCCCAGGAGCUGUAUACUUUAAUCAAUUAUGGAGAAAUGCGUCGCAAGCUCACCUUCCUCACGGAGAAGCACUUCAUGAAGAUGAAACAGCUGGUCUACCAGGGUCAGAUCAUGGUGAGAUCCAAGGGCAAGAAUAUAAGGAUCAAGACGCCAUCCUGCAAAGCACUCCGGCGAUUAAAUCAACUUGAUGACAGUCUGGAGGACAUUCGGUUGCCCAGCAAGGUGGAGGUGGUGGUAACGCCUGCCAAUAUGGAGUCGUUCGGUAGGGUGCAGUCUCUGGCCCAGAAUCCUCGCGGCAGGAUCAUAGUACCAUUGCACAAGAAACUGAUUAGUUUCAUCAAGACCUUCGAGUUCAAGUGGCGGAGUGAAAGCCAGCGUUUAAGCGAAGAGAAGUCUGCCUACAUGGCCAGUGUAGCUGCAGCCGCCUCCACCACUGCCGCCACCACCUCCUCCGCUGCUGCAACCUCCGCCACUGCCACAACCUCCUCCUCCACCGCCACAACAACCACAAACCCCACCGGCACCACCGCCUCUCCAGCCGUAGCUCCUUCCACGAACAACAAUAACAACGAAUCUGAGCCCCCAAAUACCCCAGCCCCAUCACUGGAUCCGCUGCUCUGCUUCCAACCGCGACCCGGAGUGACCAUCCAUCGUCCUCUGCUCAGCAUCACGGCCUAUCUGAGCAGCGUUAACAUCUGCCUGACGGCCUACGAGGAGCGCAUGGGCUUCAAGGUGCGCAGCGAAUCGCUGGCCAAUGUUCCGUGUGUUCCGGUGGCCACCAGCAAGCGACCGAGAACUGAAAGCGGCUCCGAGAAGCGUUCCCCCGAGGCCAAGAAACCCAAAUCGGGAGCGAGUCCGGCGUUGGAAAAGAGCCUGGACGAAGGAGGAGGAGUUGGAAGUGGUGCAGGAGCUGCUGUAGCGGAGGAGAAUCAUGCCAAGGUGGAGAGCAGUAGCGGCGAUGAGCUGGGCGAGGAGAUCCUGGAGUUUCUAGCCGGCGCAGAAGGAGCAGUGGCUGCCACGACAGAAACAACGGAAGCGACAGAGCCUGCACCGGCUACCCCAGCCACGACAGCACCAGCUGUAGCGCCACCACCUCCCCCACCAGCACCACCUGCUCCACCAGCUCCGUCAGCACCCGCCGUCACUCCCACCGUUUCCCGCGCCAAACGCAAGGAAGCCAAGGAGGCGGCAGCUGCCGCCCAGGCGCGCAACUUCAAACCCCUGCUCAGCGAUGACAUCCUCAAGCGGAUACGACGCGGCUGGACGGUGUCCAAUGCAGCGGACAUAACCAUUGGGGAUCUGUAUGUGGUGCUGGGUCAGGACUCCAAGCUGGAGCUGGAGUACUAUUGGUGUGAGAUCGAGACUACGAGUGUCCCCGCCGUUCCAUCCUCCACGGCGUGCAGCAAUUCCAAUGCCAGCACUACUACAUCCUCGCCAGCAACCAGCUUGCUGCCGUACAAUCCCAACGACUGUGAUAGCGUGGAGCGCGUCAAGGCCGUCACCUCGUCGACGGUGAGCAAUCGGCUGAAGCAUCUGCUGAUGGUGGCCAAUCUCAGCGAGCGUGUACGCCGGCGGCAGUGCACCUGCGGUCACACCUGCGAUCGCAAGCGGGAUCUGAUGAACAAGGCGCAACAGCUGGCAGAGGCGGCGGCCGCCGCUGGUGUCAACUCGGGCAUGGAUGGCAAUUUCCGGACACCGAUGCUCCCAGUCCGACGACCCAUCGGCAAUAUCAUUGAUCCCGUGAGGCAGCUAACGGCGCUCACCCGGCAGAAGCUCCGGAGACAGGUGCUCGUCCAGCGUCGCUUACUGCCACCCGGUUCUUUGGGGGCUCGUCCCUACGAUAUGCUUAGUGUCCGGCAGCUACACGGCGGUCUCUUCCAGCCCAUUGAUCGCUUGGACGCAGACACUGCCUCCAGCGGUAUAGGCAGUUCCGUUUCAUCCUCUCCCUCGCUCUCGGUUAGCUCCGUUUCCAACACCAAUGAGUGCCAGGCAGGCGGGUUAUGCUUCCAGGAGGAUAACCAGGAAAAAGAAGACGAGCCGUCAUUCGAGCUGCCGGUGAAUGACAUUAUGCAGGGCGGCAGGGAUAUGCCCAAUUUGGAUUUCUGUGGAACUAGCACUACCACUACCACUACCAGUGCGGACAGUACCCAGAUCCCAGAGCCAGUUAUCCAGGAUGAGAGCUCAACUCAAAACUUCUUCCAUGGCAGCGUAAGUCCGAUGCACUUGCUCCGCGACUCCACAUCCAAUGCCCGAUGGCUGGAGGACAACAUCAAUGACUUCUCCCUAACAUCGUUGCUGGGACAUUUGGAUGAAAUAGAUGCCACCAGAGAUAUAUUGGAUCCAUCGUCGAGCAUGUCGGUGAUUAGUGAGAGCAGCGUUGACUUUCGUCACAAGUUCCAGGAGAUUGCCGCUCUUCUCCAGCAACAGGAGAAGGAUUAGCAGUGGAAGGAUAUAGUACCGGGCGUGCCUCCAUUGUUGAAAGUUUCCUUUUUUUUUUUUGUUUUUUUUUUAAUUUUAAACCAAAAGUACUUCCAGAAAAGCAUACAUUUUUUUUUUUAUUUUUUAUUUAAAAAAACUCAUCGAUAUUAUUCAUAAAAACUCAGAAUCGAAGAAACCACUUAUGUUUUAAUGCGACCUCUUGUGAUCUGUAUAUAGUAUAUAGACGUAUGUCCCUAUAUGUCUCUAUAUCUUACUCUCAUUUUUUAUGUCUGCCAAGUAUUAGCAAGCACUCACAUUAUCCAAUCCGUAUACAUACAUAUAUAUAUAUAUACAUUUAUAAUAUUAUAUUUUAGAAUUAACAAAUAUUUAUUUAAAAUUAAUUUUCAUGUUUUGUUUUCUCACCCGCUCGCACUCACACACAACACAACACACUCGUUCCGUACUCCUCUAAUUGGGAAAAUAUUUAAUUUUUUUUUUCUUUUUAGCUUUUAGAUCAUGAAAAUAAUUAAUCAGAACUUCCAUUUGUUUAGAAAAUAGCCCCCCAUUUAUAUAAAAUAUAUAGUAGUAUCCUCCAAAUCCCAAAACAAAAACAAAAAAAAAAAGACUGGAAAUUUUUGUGUUGAACCCGUCUUGCCAGCAUUAUCCUUAAAAUCCUUUCAAGAUCGAAAUCAAUUGUAUAUGCGAUAUAGUAAGAAUAUUAAUACAACAGGGGUGCGAGAAUAAACCAUUAAUCCUUAGAUUAUUGUCCUUAGUAACAGAAGAACUUGUUAUAUCAAAGAACAAAAUAAAUCAACAAAAUAAUACUUGUAUUAAGCACAACGUUUUAAAUAAAUCUAACAUCCAUCUUAAAA
Drosophila bipectinata is the source of this 4224-nucleotide messenger RNA. RefSeq names its product cramped chromatin regulator (gene crm). Gene Ontology annotation, molecular function: chromatin binding; histamine receptor activity. Gene Ontology annotation, cellular component: nucleus; membrane. Lineage: Eukaryota; Metazoa; Arthropoda; Insecta; Diptera; Drosophilidae. The record is from RefSeq and is a predicted model, not a curated record. Gene Ontology annotation, biological process: G protein-coupled receptor signaling pathway; pattern specification process.